Soboliphyme baturini is the source of this 351-nucleotide messenger RNA. NCBI's taxonomy places the organism in Eukaryota, Metazoa, Nematoda, Enoplea, Dioctophymatida, Soboliphymatidae. The record is from the annotation of a GenBank genome assembly.
AUGGCGGAGUUAUCAUUUCGCCACACGUGCCGUCAUGACACAGUUACGAUCGGCACCAUGCGAAGAGCAGAACACGAUCUGAACUGGGCCCUGACGGUCGGCGUCGGCAGUGUCAUGUCCACGAUGAUCGGCGACAGAGGCGAAGCAAGGUUACAUCCGUCACCAAUCAAUCAUCACUGUCCAAAUGACAUUAACCGAUUGGUCGUUGUCAGCCAGACGGCGGCGCUUGACGACGCCACGGUCACCGUUUGCCCAUCGGUUGCCGUUGCCGUUGGCGCCACCGGGCGAUCCACCUACGGAUGGAUGGACAAGAUGGCGCUUUGGGACACGUUUGACAUUUCUGUGCACUAA